CUCCUCCUCGCCUGCCCCCGAGGAAGCCGGACGCCUCCCGAUCCCUCCUCCGUUCCCACUCCUCAUCCUCCGCCUGCCCUCCCCGUCGCCGAUCGUCGCGAGCAGGAAUGUUCAGAUAACAGACUAAAUUAUGGGUUGGCUGAGCAAAAUUUUUAAAGGCUCGAGCCACAGAAUUUCAGAAGGGCAAUAUCAUGAAAAAUACAGGGAUGAUGGAGUCUGGAAUGAACCAUCUAAUUCUUUGGAUACACUAUCAGAGUAUGAAAACGAUGACAUAGACCAUGCCAUUGCACUUUCCCUCUCAGAAGAAGAACAAAAAAGAGCAAAGGCUAUUGAAAAUGCAUCUACCUUGGAGGAAGAUGAGCUACUUGCGAGAGCUCUGCAAGAAAGUCUUAAUGCAGAUUCCCCUCCUCGAGAAAAUGGCCAUGCUUAUCAACCAGUGCCAUUUCUCUUCUCAUCAGGGUUCAGGAUAUGUGCUGGAUGUAAUACUGAGAUUGGACAUGGGCGUUUUCUUAGUUGCAUGGAUGCUUAUUGGCAUCCAGAAUGUUUUCGUUGUCAUGCCUGUAAUCAACCAAUAUCAGAUUAUGAGUUCUCCAUGUCUGGGAAUUACCCAUACCAUAAAUCUUGUUACAAGGAGCUUUACCACCCAAAAUGUGAUGUCUGCAAGCAAUUUAUUCCAACAAAUAUGAAUGGCCUUAUUGAGUACAGGGCACAUCCUUUCUGGAUGCAAAAGUACUGUCCUUCACAUGAAAUGGAUGGUACACCAAGGUGCUGCAGUUGUGAACGAAUGGAGCCCAGAGACAUAAAGUAUGUCACUUUAGAUGAUGGGAGGAAGCUCUGCCUGGAGUGUCUAGACUCUGCAAUAAUGGAUACAAAUGAAUGCCAACCACUAUACCUUGAUAUCCAGGAAUUUUAUGAAGGCUUAAAUAUGAAAAUUGAACAGCAGGUUCCCUUGCUUCUUGUUGAGAGACAAGCUCUAAAUGAGGCCAUGGAAGGGGAGAAGAAUGGGCAUCAUCAUCUCCCAGAAACGAGAGGCCUUUGCCUAUCUGAGGAGCAGACUGUUAGCACGAUCUUAAGGAGGCCAAGGAUUGGUGCUGGAAACAAAAUCAUGAACAUGAUCACUGAGCCAUAUAGACUUACUCGCCGAUGUGAAGUAACUGCAAUUCUCAUUUUGUAUGGCCUCCCAAGACUGCUCACAGGGUCUAUAUUAGCCCAUGAGAUGAUGCAUGCGUGGCUCCGGCUUAAAGGCUAUCGUUCUCUUAGUCAAGAAGUUGAAGAGGGGAUCUGCCAGGUUCUAGCACAUAUGUGGUUGGACUCCGAGAUUAUCUCUGGGUCUGGCAGUAAUGUCGCAUCCACCUCUUCAUCCUCUUCGGCAUCAACAUCAUCAAAAAAGGGUUCAAGGUCUCAGUUUGAGAGAAAACUGGGAGAUUUUUUUAAGCACCAGAUUGAAUCAGACACAUCACCGGCAUAUGGAGAUGGAUUCAGAGCCGGUAACCAGGCAGUUCUUCGGUACGGCCUCCGACCUACUCUUGAUCAUAUCAAAUUGACAGGGACAUUCCCGUGCUGAACAUGGCAUGAUCUUUUAUUAUAUUAAUACACGAUUUAUAACUCGGCCCUCAAAGUAGAUUUCAGGGGAUGAAGCCUUCGAAGAAAUUAUGCUGAUAAAACCAAAAGAAACUUUUAGAUCUGAUAUUUGUAAGCUUCAUCCACUAAUGAUUAUUCUUUUCUUGUGUACACUUGUUGUUGACUAUACCGAAUAAGUUUGAUCAAUUGUGCAUUUCAGAGUAAAUACUCAAAAAGUAUGGCUGUACUGCUUUGACUUGAUGAUAUGACUGUAGUUUCA
Musa acuminata subsp. malaccensis (wild Malaysian banana) is the source of this 1840-nucleotide messenger RNA. RefSeq names its product protein DA1-related 1. Lineage: Eukaryota; Viridiplantae; Streptophyta; Magnoliopsida; Zingiberales; Musaceae. Gene Ontology annotation, molecular function: ubiquitin binding. The record is from RefSeq and is a predicted model, not a curated record.